Molecule: messenger RNA, 2435 nt
Organism: Dalotia coriaria
Lineage: Eukaryota; Metazoa; Arthropoda; Insecta; Coleoptera; Staphylinidae
Product: WD repeat-containing protein 48 homolog
Exons: 9
Coding region: 287-2188 (633 amino acids)
Biological process (GO): double-strand break repair via homologous recombination
Molecular function (GO): ubiquitin binding
Source: RefSeq, a predicted model, not a curated record
AAACCAAAAUAUAGACGAAACGAAUAAAAAACAAUAACAAAUCCUCUUUCACUUCCUAAACUACCGCAACUUGCAUAACAGAAACGCCAAACUAGUUGCAGUUACAUGAGGCGUUUCUGAAAUAAUCACAGAACUCGAGUUUUAACCUCGCCGAGGAAAGAGCGACGACGAGAUGUUACCUCGACGCUUUUAAUACAAGAAAUCUCGUUUCUAUAUUUCCACCAACAGCAAAAAACCGAACAUCAGAAGGGAAACGUGUGAUUCUUGACCGGGUAGCGCUCGCGCUAUGGUCACAAUGAAUCCAGCGGCGCAAGGCAACCGCAAGAAGUACCAGAUAUCAAUGGUAAUAUGCGAGGCGGAAGAAAGAAGGCAUCGCAAUGGUGUGAACGCCCUGCAAGUAGACCCAACACUUGAUAGACUUUACUCUGCUGGAAGUGAUUCGGUAAUCCGAGUAAAUGAACGCGAUCGGUAUGCUCAGAGUAUGGAACAUCACACAGAUUGGGUGAAUGAUAUUGUUCUCUGUUGUGGAGGCAGAAAUUUAAUUUCUGCAAGUUCUGAUACAACUGUAAAGGUCUGGAAUGCACACAAAGGUUUCUGCAUGUCCACUCUACGAACCCAUAAAGAUUAUGUUAAAGUUUUGGCCUAUGCAAAGGAUAGAGAACAAGUGGCUUCAGCUGGUCUGGACAAGUCAAUUUACAUCUGGGAUAUUAAUACUCUUACAGCCCUCACAGCUAAUAACAAUACAGUAACAACUACAAGUCUGCCUGGUAGUAAGGAGUCAAUCUACAGUCUAGCAAUGAAUCCUUCUGGAAGUAUUAUAGUCAGUGGUUCCACUGAGCGAGUUUUACGAAUAUGGGAUCCAAGAGCAUGUGCCAAGCUGCACAAAUUUAAAGGGCACACGGAUAAUGUCCGGGCAUUGGUUGUGUCCAAUGAUGGCACACAAAUAUUAUCGGGGAGUAGUGAUGGUAAAAUUAAAUUAUGGAAUGUUGGACUUCAAAGAUGUAUACAAACAAUAUCAGUGCAUUCAGAUUCAGUCUGGGCUCUUCUAGCUUCAGAAAACUUCACGUUUGUGAUUUCCGGCGGUCGCGACCGUAAAGUAAUCAUGACCGAAAUCAAAAACCCGAAAAACACCACUGUGGUCUGCACCGAAGAGGAACCCAUCACGAAAUUAUGUUAUUCGUCUGAUCAUAGAAGUGUGUGGGUCUCGACGACGUCUUCAACGAUAAAUUGUUGGAAAUUACCGAAUGAUAAAACAUGGGGUACACCAGCGACUAAACCAGUGGCGACAAUACUCGGCGGUGCGGCCAUUGUCGAAGCAGUCGUACUAAAUGAUAAACGGCAUGUUUUAACACGAGAUAGUGAUCAGAUCGUUGCGGUUUACGAUGUGCUGAAUGCACGGAAAGCGGAAACACUGGGAAAAGUGAAUUUUCAGGAGGAGUUGACGAAGCGUAUGAGCAAAAUGAUGUAUGUACCGAAUUGGUUUACACACGACCUUAAAACAGGGAUGUUGACUAUACACUUGGGAAACGAAAAAGACGACUGUUUUUCCGCUUGGGUAUCGACAAAAGACGCGGGGUUAAGUGACGAAGCCGAUCAGAAGGUAAACUAUGGUAAAUUACUGCUGCAGUCGUUACUGCAGCAUUGGAAACCGCAGGAUCCUUCCCAGGACUUGAAAGUGAAUGUUCCAGACCAUACUCCGUUUAUUGUUAGUGAGGUGCGUGGAAGAACAUUGUAUCGAGUGUUGGUACGCGACACAAAGGGUGAAACCGAACGUGCAUUACUCACAGACCUCAUCCCAACUUGGGUGACGUCGAACAUUGAAGAGAACUGUCCGAACAAAUUCCUUAAAGUGCAAUUUUACCUGCAACCACAUUCCAGUGUUCCUUUACAUCUCCUCAAAAUGGAACGACAGAAAAAACCUGAUAGACUUGUAGCCAACGAUUUUAUACAAUGUCGUAAAGUGGCCGAGCAUAUAAUAGAAAAAUUCCUAGGAGAAGGCUCAGCGGGUUCACCUGGAGGCGAUACAGAACCACCUGUACCCGUCACCAAUGGUACCACAGUUGACCAAAUAGAAUUGACAUGUAAUGACCAAGUGUUGGAUCCUUCUAUGGACCUUCGAACAGUCAAGCAAUUCAUCUGGAAAGCCAACACCGACUUGACUCUGUAUUUUAAAGUAUUAAAUAGGUAAUCACUAGCACUGUAACCGUAAAACACUCUGGAGGCGGACAUAUGAAUUCCCUCGUCACGCGUCGUCGAUGUUGUGUGUGGUGUGCGCAGUGACGUUUUUAACUUAAGAGACUGCCAGAUAUAUACUAGCGCGAAAUCAUUUACUUUGUGAUUCUUUUAAACAAUGUGAUCAUUUUAUUAUAAUAUUACUAUGAGUUUGGAUUUGAAUGCAUCUCUUCUUCAUUUGUACAAUAAAUAAUUUGCUGAGA